Messenger RNA from Aspergillus uvarum CBS 121591, 1965 nucleotides. RefSeq names its product NAD(P)/FAD-dependent oxidoreductase. The record is from RefSeq and is a predicted model, not a curated record. The coding region runs from base 1 to 1863 and encodes 620 amino acids. NCBI's taxonomy places the organism in Eukaryota, Fungi, Ascomycota, Eurotiomycetes, Eurotiales, Aspergillaceae. The transcript has 7 exons. Gene Ontology annotation, molecular function: flavin adenine dinucleotide binding; NADP binding; N,N-dimethylaniline monooxygenase activity.
AUGGCUUCUAAAGAACCCCUGUCCCCCCGAUCCCCCGAAAUACCAUCCUACAGCCAAAUUGCCUGCAUUGGCACUGGACUGUCAGCAGUCGCUCUAGGCGCCACCUUGAAGCGAUGGUACGAUUUCGACGAUAUCCGUUUCUUUGAUCGACAUCCCGUUAGCGGGGGAACAUGGUACAUCAAUUCCUACCCUGGAUGCGGCUGCGACGUGCCCAGCGCUCUGUACAGUUACUCCUUCGAGUUGAACGCCAACUGGACCAAGAUGCUGCCUUCCAAUCAAGAGAUCAAGCAAUAUCAUGACUCUGUUCUGGACAAGUAUCACCUCCGUGAGAAGAUGACUCUCUCCACCGAAGUCACCCAAUGCGUGUGGAGAGACGAUGCGGCUCGAUGGCUUCUCUACUUACGGGACAUCAGGACGGGCCAUGAAUUCACCCACGAAUGCCAGAUCCUAUUCUCUGCCAGUGGCCAACUGGUAAAGCCUCGUCGCUGCGAGAUUCCUGGAUCAGAGGAGUUCCGUGGUGCUCUCUUCCACUCCGCCCGAUGGGACCAUAGUGUUAGCUUGGAUGGGAAGAAGGUGAUUGUCAUUGGGAACGGCUGCACAGCGGCUCAGAUUGUGCCCGCCAUCGCUGGCGACGUGGGGUCACUGACGCAAAUCGUUCGAUCUAAACACUGGGUCUCCCCAACGCAUAAUUUCGCAUAUCCACCCCUCCUGCAAUGGAUCUUCCGUUACAUCCCCUGCACUAUGAGGUUGCAUCGCCUGCACAUCUUUCUCGCAGCGGAAAGUGACUACUUUCUCUUCCCUAUGACCAAAGCAGCAGCCCGAUUGCGAGCGCAGCGCAGAACAAAACUGGAGAAGUACAUGCGGGACACUGCCCCGGCUAAGUAUCAUGACCUGCUAAUUCCAGACUUCGAUGUCGGCUGCAAGCGGCGCAUUAUCGACUGCGGUUAUCUUGAUUGUCUACACAACGACAAAAUCACGUUAACCAAUGCCCAAAUCGACAAGAUCAUCCCCGAAGGUAUCCAGACAAAGCAGGGAAAUAUAAUUGCUGCAGAUGUGAUUGUGCUUGCCACUGGCUUCGAGACCAACACCUUUGCCCCGUACAUGAACAUCGUCGGUCGCAACGAGGUGAGCCUGAGCGAACACUGGGCCCAGUAUGGCGGUCCGUCCGCAUACAAUUGCUCCGUCAUAAGCGGAUUUCCGAAUUUCUUUCUGUUGCUUGGACCGAAUGCGGCCACGGGCCAUACUUCAGCGUUGAUGGCUGCGGAGAACUCUAUCAAUUAUGCUCUUCGGAUCCUGAAACCCGUCUUGAGCGGCUCUGCCUCGGCUGUGGAAAUCAAGCAGGAAGCCGAAAGAGGUUAUGUGUACUGGGUGCAGGAGGCACUGCGAAGGCGGGUGUGGAACGCUGGUUGUGUCUCGUGGUACCUAAACGAAUCCAAGUGGAAUUCGAUGUCUUAUCCUUGGACGCAGGCCCAUUUCUGGUGGCGCAGCUUGCUCCCCACGUGGUCGGAUUGGCAGAUUAAAUGUCUAUCUCAAGAGCUCAAAUUUCGCCACAAUGCUCCCAAAAUCCGAACUUCGCUGCUGGUCCUGAGCUUUACCAAGACGCCGAUGUUUAAGGGGGAAACCAAUCAAUCCCAUUUCUUCAUGCCCUUGUUGCAUGCGGACACAGUGGUGGAUGCGAUUGUCGACACUCUGGUCAGUGGGUUGAGCCGGACCAUCUUCUUACCUGGGAUCUUUCGGCUCUUUGCUGGAUUUCGAGGUGCACCGGAAUGGCUCCAGAGUUUCAUCCUGGAUCGCUCACAAUCGUUGGCGGUGGACUUCAAAGGCCGGCAGAAGAUCGAUCCGGUCGCGGGGAAGCUUGUCUAGGGUCGAUGAUAUCAUUUCCAGGGAGUAGCGGGUGUGGAUUGGAGAUUCUGUAGCUAUGAUGUAUUGUGUUGAGUUGUACUCCGCAGACGGGGCCAAUUCCGG